CUGGGUGCUCUGAGACAUCUCCGUGCCUCAGCUUCCCCUCUGUGUGAGGCUGUUGGUGACGUGCCAUGCUUCCCUGCCAGGGUGACCUGUGUGCCAGGCGGGCUCGUGGCCGCCAGCCCCGUGUGCCACCAUGGCGUCCCGCAUCGGGCUGCGCAUGGAGCUGAUGAAGCAGCAGGCGCAGCAGGAAGCGGAGCGGGAGCGGGUGCAGCAGCAGAUGAUGAUGAGCUACAUGCAGCAGCAGCGCAUGCCCGUGGCCUCCAGCCCCGCCAUCAACACCCCUGUCCACUUCCAGUCCCCACCACCCGUGCCUGGAGAGGUCCUCAAGGUCCAGUCCUACCUGGAGAACCCCACCACCUACCACCUGCAGAAGUCUCGUGACAAGAAGGUGCAGGCGUACCUGUCCGAAACCUACGGGAACAAAUUCGCUGCCCACGUCAGCCCUGCCAGCCACUCUCCCAAGCCACCCCCGGCCGCGUCCCCCGGCGUCCGGCCCGGCCACGUCCUGUCCUCCUCAGCGGGCAACAGCGCUCCCAACAGCCCCAUGGCCAUGCUCAACAUCGGCUCCAACCCCGAGAGAGAGUUUGAUGAGGUCAUCGAUGACAUCAUGCGCCUGGAUGAUGUUUUGGGCUACAUGAACCCCGAAGUGCACAUGCCCAACACGCUGCCCAUGUCCAGCAGCCACAUGAAUGUCUACAGUGGGGACCCGCAGGUGACAGCGUCACUCGUUGGUGUCACCAGCAGCUCCUGCCCCGCCGAGCUCACCCAGAAGAGAGAACUCACAGAUGCUGAGAGCCGAGCCCUGGCCAAAGAGCGCCAGAAGAAAGACAAUCACAACCUGAUCGAGAGGCGGCGAAGGUUCAACAUCAACGACCGCAUCAAGGAGCUGGGAAUGCUGAUCCCCAAAGCCAACGACCUGGAUGUGCGCUGGAACAAAGGGACGAUCCUGAAGGCGUCUGUGGAUUACAUCAAGAGGAUGCAGAAGGACCUGCAGAGGUCCCGGGACCUGGAGAAUCACUCUCGGCGCCUGGAGAUGACGAACAAGCAGCUGCUGCUCCGCAUCCAGGAGCUGGAGAUGCAGGCACGUGUCCAUGGGCUGCCCACCUCCUCUCCCUCGGGCGUCAACGUGGCCGAGCUGGCUCAGCAGGUGGUCAAGCAAGAAGCCAGCGGGGACGAGGGGACCCUGGAGCCGCUGCUGCCACCCCCAGACCCCGAAUCUCAGGCGCAGCCGGCGCUGCCCGUGCCACCCCAGUCCCCCUAUCACCAGCUGGACUUUACCCACAGCCUGAGCUUCGAAGACGGCUCCCAGGGCUUCCCCGACAGCCUGGAGCCCGGGCACAGCUCUUCCUUCCCCUCCCUAUCCAAGAAGGAGCUGGACUUGAUGCUGAUGCAGGACACGAUGCUGCCCCUGGCCUCUGACCCCUUGUUCUCAGCCAUGUCCCCCGAGGCCUCCAAGGCCAGCAGUCGCCGGAGCAGCUUCAGCAUGGAGGACACGGACAUGCUGUGAUGGGGAGCUG
Sturnus vulgaris (Common starling) is the source of this 1514-nucleotide messenger RNA. RefSeq names its product transcription factor EB (gene TFEB). The record is from RefSeq and is a predicted model, not a curated record. Gene Ontology annotation, biological process: regulation of transcription by RNA polymerase II; positive regulation of DNA-templated transcription; humoral immune response. Gene Ontology annotation, molecular function: protein dimerization activity; RNA polymerase II cis-regulatory region sequence-specific DNA binding; DNA-binding transcription factor activity, RNA polymerase II-specific. NCBI's taxonomy places the organism in Eukaryota, Metazoa, Chordata, Aves, Passeriformes, Sturnidae. Gene Ontology annotation, cellular component: nucleus.